Molecule: messenger RNA, 14500 nt
Organism: Pseudoliparis swirei
Lineage: Eukaryota; Metazoa; Chordata; Actinopteri; Perciformes; Liparidae
Gene: fat2
Product: FAT atypical cadherin 2
Exons: 28
Coding region: 1-13125 (4374 amino acids)
Biological process (GO): multicellular organism development; homophilic cell-cell adhesion; cell morphogenesis
Cellular component (GO): catenin complex; plasma membrane; adherens junction
Molecular function (GO): cadherin binding; calcium ion binding
Source: RefSeq, a predicted model, not a curated record
AUGGCGGCUCUGGGAUCGGCUCUCCUCGCGCUGGCCUCGGUCCUCCUGCAGGCGGCGAGAUGUCAGGGCGGCGUGGCGAAAGGGAAAGACGGCUCGCCGCUGAGGUUCACGCACCGCCUCUACAACGCCACCAUCUACGAGAACUCGGCCCCGCGGACGUUCGCCGAGACGCCGGUGAAGAUGGGCGUCCAGGUGACGGACGUGUUCUGGCAAAUCGCAUACGACGUCGUCUCGGGCGACGACGACGGCCUUUUCCUAGCGGAGGCGGUUCGAGUGGGAGAUUUCUGCUUCCUCCGGAUCAGGACGCGCAGCAGUAACUCGGCGCAGCUCAACCGCGAGGUCAGGGACGCCUACACGCUCACGGUGGCGGCCACCGAGAGCACGUUCGACUUCCAGGCGAAGACGAAGGUGUCCGUCCGGGUGCUCGACACCAACGACCUCAAGCCUCUUUUCUACCCCGCCUCGUACAACAAGGCCAUCGGGGAGGACACUCCAGUGAAGUCAAGUGUGGUGAGGGUCAGCGCCACGGACGCCGACAUCGGGAGCAACGCCCAGUUCUACUACUUGUUCACCAGCAGAGCUCAUCCUUUUGUUGUGGACCCCUUCACGGGCACCGUCAGCCUGGCCAAGAAGCUCAAUCGCACCCGAACGGCCAGGUACGACCUCACGGUUUUAGCCGAGGACCGGACGAAGAAGAUAUCCGGUGUUCAGAAAUUCGGCAACGUCGCCAGGGUCACGAUAAACGUGCAGAAGACGUCCGCGGGGCCUCCGGUUAUCAAGCCCGGCCUCGGACCCACGGUGUCCACGGACGGCAAGGUAACUAUCGAUGUCCGUGUGGAGGCAGGAGUUCAGCCUGUGGAAUCCCUGAAUAUUGUUGGAGGGGAUCCACACAAGUGUUUUGAGAUAAUCCCGUUAGGCGCGCAGGGCAGUGACUUCCAAGUGAUCUCGACAAAGAGGAUUGUCUGGUCUCAAAACCCUUUCGGGCUGAAUCUGUCCCUUCAAGCUAAAGAUAGGAGCUUCCCGAGUUUACUCUCUCCAGUUACGCUCAUCCAUGUUCCGGCCGAUCGACGCAGCUCUUUGGUGUUUUUGGAGGACACCUACAUCGUCACCCUGAGCGAGUUCACCCCCCCUAAAACUCAUGUGGCGAAGGUUUCGGUCGCCGUGGUGACGUACAACGUCACCUUCGGCAUUAAAAACAACCCGGACAGCGCGAAAUUCAAAAUAAAUCCCAAAACCGGAAUUAUCGUAACGACGGAGACAUUUGACUACGAGAGGAAGGAGCGCUACGAGUUCGACGUCAUGGCGAACCACGGCGACGCCGAGACUCACGUGGUGGUCGAGAUCACCGACGAGAACGACCACGGCCCGCAGUUCGCCCGCUCCUCCUACCAGGCCACGGUGGACGAGAACACCCCCGUGGGCACCAGCGUUUUGAAGGUCGCCGCCACGGACCGAGAUAAAGGGAAAAACGGCCUCGUGACCUUCGCUAUUGCGAACGCGGCGCCCUCGCCGUUCACAAUAGACCCGUUCACCGGCGUCAUCGCCACCUCCGAACACCUGGACUACGAGCGGAUGAAGCGGCGGUACCGCCUGCGGGUCUGGGCCUCGGACAGCGGCGGCCCGUUCAGUCAGGUCAGCGAAUGCCCCGUGACGAUAACCCUGAACAACGUCAACGACAACCUCCCUCUGUUGGAGCGGGUGGGCUGCAACGCCACCGUCCCGCAAGAUUUCCCCGUGGGCCGCACCAUCGCCAAUCUGACCGCCAUCGACGCGGACGAGCUGCAGCAGCUGAGGUACGUCAUCGAGUCAGGAAACGAGCUCCAGGUGUUCGCCGUCGACUCGGCGUCGGGAGCCGUCGCCCUGAAGCGGCCGAUCCCCCUGCGAGAGGGCGCCUUCAACUUGAGGGUCGUGGCCACCGACGGCGAGCACUUCUCCGAGGCGUCGCUGGUCAGGGUGACGGUCACCAACAGGGGCGACGGCGCCACGCUGCGCUGCCAGGAAACGGGCAUUUUCAAACAGCUGACGGAGAAACUGAUCGAGUCGAUCGUCUCCACCUUCACCCAUCAAGGGGACGACCAGUUCUCCGAUAUUCACAUCACCAACCGUCACUCUCCCAAGUUUGACCCGAGCCUCCCGGGCUCCAUCGACCUGAGGGAGGACCAUCCCCUGAACGCCACCGUGGUUCGCUUCACGGCAACAGACGAGGACUCCGGGUUCAACGGCAAGCUGGUGUACGCCGUAUCCGGCGGGAACGAGGACGGCUGUUUCUUCAUCGACGUGUUCUCCGGCGACCUCCGGCUAGUCUGCCCGUUGGACCGAGAGAGCAAAGGGUUCUACAUCCUGAACGUCACCGUUUACGAUCUGGGAACGCCGCAGAGGUCCGCGUGGAAGUUCGUCGCGGUGAACGUCGCGGACGUCAACGACAAUCCCCCCGCGUUCGACCGGCCCCGCUAUCUGGUACGAGUGCCGGAAAACACCGAGGUGGACGCCGUCGUCUUCACGGCCAGCGCGACGGAUCCCGAUGUGGAUUUCAGCGGGAGCGUCCAGUACUCCCUGCUGACGUCCACCGACGCGUUCAGGAUCGACGAGGUGUCCGGCGAGGUGACCGUGGCGAGCGGUUUGGAUCGGGAGACCUCGCCCCGGCACGACCUCCGGAUCGCGGCCACGGACCGAGCCGCGCCCGGCCCCCGGUUGUCCUCCGCGGUCGACCUCGUGGUGGUGUUGGGAGACGUCAACGACAACCCGCCCAGCUUCGUGCCCAAAGUGUACACGAUAAAGGUUCCCGAGGACGUUCCCGUGGGCGCCCUCCUGGUGUGGGUCGAGAGCGUGGACUUGGACCUGGGCGGCGGAGGCCUCGUCACCUACAACCUCAAGAACACCGAAGGCGGGAUCUUCCGCCUGGACUCCUCCACGGGCGCCUUGACCCUGGAGCGGGAGCUGGACUUUGAGAGGCGGCCGGCUUACAACCUCACGGUCCGCGCCGUGGACCACGGCCUCCCCCGCUCCCUCUCCUCCUCCUGCUUCGUGGAGAUUCAGGUCCUGGACGUCAACGAGAACCUCCACAGACCGGCGUUCUCGGAGUUCGUGUACGAAGCCGCCGUGAUGGAGGACGCGGCGGCGGGGACCGCGGUGGUCACCCUCACGGCUUCAGACCAGGACCUGGGCAGAGACGGAGCGGUCCGGUACCACAUCAACGAAGGCUCCGGUCUCGGAGUGUUCGUCAUCGACGAGGAAACAGGUGUGAUCCGCACGACGGAGGCGUUGGACCGCGAGACGAGGCCUCACUACUGGCUCUCCGUGUACGCCACCGACCUGGGGGCGGAGCCUCUGACCGCCUGGACCCACGUCUUCCUGGACGUCCUGGACGUCAACGACAACGCCCCGGAGCUCUCCCAGCCGGUGUAUUUCGCGUCCGUCCCGGAGAACCUGGGCGCGGUCGGGUCCGUCGUCCAGGUGAAGGCCUCGGACGCCGACACGUCCUCCGAGGGGAAGCUGUCCUACCGGAUGCCGGAAGCUCACCGGACGCUCUUCGACGUGGACCCCCAGACGGGUGUUAUCAGCACCCACUCAGCGUUGGACCGGGAGGAUAAACCCGAACACAGCGUCGAGGUGAUCGUCUCCGAUAACGGUUCCCCGUCUCUGCGCUCCACCGCCACCGUGGUGAUCCGGGUCCUGGACGCCAACGACAACCAGCCCAAGUUCACCGACAAGCUCUUCCAGAUCAAGCUGCCCGAGCGGCGCCGGCGGGCGGGCCGGCGGGAGGUGUGCAGGAUGGUCGCCCGCGACGACGACGCCGAGGGCCCCAAUGCCGCCGUGACCUACGCCAUCCUGGGCGACGGCGAGGAGGACGAGGGCUUCCGGAUCGACGCGGCGACGGGCGCGGUGACGUCGCACGGAGACUUCUGGCCCGGCAACUACAGCAUCCUCACGAUCGAAGCCACGGACCACGGCGUCCCGCCGCUCUCCUCCACGGCGAGACUCGAUAUCGAGUGGGUCGCCCGCCCGCCGCCCGCCGCCGAGCCGAUCGCGUUCGACGAAUUCCCGUUCGCCUUCGCCGUCAUGGAAACGGAGCCCGUCACUCACAUGGUGGGCAUCAUCAUGACGGAGACGCACCGGCAGAGAUGGUUCGAUAUCACAGGUGGCGAUGAAGACAAGGACUUUGACAUCCAGAGGAACACGGGAACUCUCUCCAUCGCCCGGCGGCUCGACGCGUCGCGGCGCUCCAACUACAACAUGACAGUGAGGGUCACCGACGGCCACCACAGCGCCACCACACAGGCCUACAUCCGGGUCCUGGACAUGAACGAGCACCGGCCCGCCUUCCUGGAGCCGCUGUACCAGGUGAGGGUUCCCGAGGACACGUCCCCGGGGAAGGACAUCCUGCACAUCGGCGCCUCGGACGCCGACGCCAACAGCCGGCUGCUGUUCUCCGUCCACGGCGGCCUGAACCCCCGCAGCGGCGGCCUCUUCCGGCUGGACGCCAAGAGCGGAGUCCUGGUGCUGACGGAGGAGGGGCUGGACUACGAGGACAUCUCCGUCCACACGCUCAUCGUCAUGGUGCGCGACCAGGAGAUCCCGGUGAAGAGGAACUUCGUGAAGGUGGUGGUUCACGUGGAGGACUGCAACGACCACGCGCCGGCGUUCCUCAGCGCCCGCUACGAGGCCGGCGUCUCCAACGACGACCCCGCGGGCGCCGAGGUGGUCCGGGUCAAGGCGCUGGACAAGGACGCGGGCAGCAACGCCGACGUCAGCUACUCGCUGAUCUCCGGAAAUACGGACGACAUGUUCGCCAUCGAUCCGGAGCUGGGCUCCAUCAGCGUGGUCAAGCCUCUGCUCCUCCAGCCUGAGGACCGGCUCCACCUGACGGUGCGGGCCACGGACCAGGGCUUCCCCCAGCGCAGCGACCUCUGCUCCGUCCACCUCCACGUCCGGCCCUCCGACCGAACCCCGCCCGCCUUCUCCUCCGACGAAUACCUGACGGAGAUCGGCGAAUCCAGCGCCUUCGGGACCCCGGUGGUCGCCGUCUCGGCCUACAGCCCCGCCGCCGCCGUGCGUUACGGGAUAGAAAGCGGCGACGCCAACGGGACCUUUCGCAUCGACCCGUACACCGGGUCCAUUUCCACCCGAACGCCCCUCGAUUUCGAGAGCCGCGCCUCCUACAAGCUCGGCGUCGUGGCUUCCACCACGGCGGGCGCCUCGUCCAACGCCGUCGUCCACGUCUACGUGGUCGACGAGAACGACAACGCCCCCGUCUUCCACCGGCGGGAGUACGUGGGGCAGGUCAGCGAGUCGGCUCGCGUGGGCAGCAUGGUGCUGGGCGAGGGGAACGCCCCUCUGGUCAUCCGGGCCUCCGACGCAGACAGAGGCGCCAACUCUCUGCUGGCGUACCGGAUCCUGGAGGCGGAGGCCCGGAGCGUCUUCGAGCUGGACCCCAGCACGGGCGCCGUCUCGCUCGCCUCGCCCGUCGACUUCGAAGCCGAGGCCGAGUAUCGCUUCACGGUGCAGGCGAAGGACUCGGGGAAACCGUCGCUGUACGCCGCGGAGCCCGCCAAGGUCACGGUUCGGGUCCUGGACCAGAACGACUGCCCGCCGCGAUUCGCCGCCCCCGUGUACGAGCCGACCGUCAUCUUCCCGGCCGUCGCCGACGCCGAGGUGGUGCGUGUAGCGGCCCGCGACGCCGACUCGGCGGUCGGGUACAGCAUCGCCGAGGGGAAUCUCCACAACGCCUUUUCAAUUCACCCCGACACCGGCGUCAUCACCGUGAGCAACGCGUCCGAAUUCGGGUCUUUUUACCAGCUGGUCGUCAAAGCGUCCGACGGGCUCUACGUCGACUCGGCCACCGUCAGAGUGAACGUGACGAACCUCGCGGCGAGCGGCCUCGGCUUCCGUCAGAAGGUGUAUUCGGCGAGCGUAGCGGAAAACCUGAAGACGGCGAAGACUGUGGCGGGACUCCAGGCCACGGGUUGCUUUUUAAACGAGCCUCUUUUAUAUUCCAUCGUCAACCCAGUGGGGAAAUUCGUAAUCUCCCGGACUUCAGGCGUCCUUGAAACAACCGGCGUUCCCUUCGACCGCGAGCAACGGGAUGUUUACGACGUGGUGGUGAAGGUGGAAGACGCGAGGACGCCGCCCCGCACGGCAACCGCCCGGGUCAGGGUGUUCGUCGAGGACGUGAACGACAACGCGCCGCGGUUUCUGAACUUGCCCUUUUCAAUGAUGAUUUCUGACUCCGCCGACCCGGGAGACGUCUUGUAUCAAGCGACCGCCGUCGACGGAGAUCUGGGAGAAAACGGCUCCGUCGUGUACUCGCUGGAGGACGACUUCGACCUCUUCCGGAUCGAUCCCGACAUCGGCGACGUGACCCUCCGAAGGCCUCUGGACUUUGAAGCUCUGAAUAAGUACGUUUUGACCGUCUCGGCCACCGACGACGGCGAGCCCAGCCUCAGCGCGACGGCGCAGCUCAACAUUCAAGUCAGGAAUCAAACCAACCCCCUUUUCCAGACCCUCUUGUAUCCCCUGAAAGUCCCUGAGAACGUCCCCCCGCUCACCACCAUCUUACACGUCCAGGCCCGGAACCCGGACGGCUAUCGGCUCAUCUACAACCUGGAAGAGGGGAACGGCUCGCAGCACUUUCACAUCGAUUUCAAAACCGGCGUGUUGACCGUCUCCGACCCCCUGGACUACGAGAGCCGGACCGCGCACGCCUUGACGGUUCGCGCCACCGACUCGGUGACCGGAGCGUUCUCGGAGGCCUCCGUCGAAGUGGAAGUGGAAGACGUGAACGACAACGCGCCGGUCUUCUCAAAGCCGGCGUACGCUGUGACCUUAGAGGAGGGUCUUCCAACCGGCACCUCCGUGGUGCAACUUUCUGCCUCCGAUGGGGACUCGGGCAGAAACAAAGAUCUGACCUUCCAGCUGGUGAAGACGGAGAGUGACGAGACAGAUUUCUUUGAGAUGGACCCCCGGAGCGGAUUGAUUGUCACAAAGCAAGUGCUGGACCACGAGAUCACGAAACACUUUCAUUUGAAAGUCAGAGCCACCGACAACGGCAGCGUCCCUCUCAGUGGCGAAGCCACCGUCUUGAUCAACGUCUCCGACGUCAACGACAACCCGCCGGACUUCGUGAGCUCCCAGUACGACGUCUCUCUGGACGAGAUGGCAAAGUGCGGCCACAUCGUUAUCAAAAUCCAGGCGUCGGAUCCGGACUCCGCGGACCCGGACAACCUCAAAUACAAGAUCCUCUCGGGGAACGAAGGCCGCUACUUCAACAUCAACGAGUCUUCGGGAAUCAUCUCCUUCUCCAACGUCUGCAAGAGGAAUCUGGAUCCUUACUACAACCUGACGGUGGCGGUGUCGGACGGCGUGUUUCAGAAAACGGCGCCGGUGAACAUCGACAUGAUCAACAUCAACAGGCACAGUCCGCAUUUCAAGCAGAGCGUCUACGAAGCGGAGCUGGCUGAGAACGCAGAGGCGGGAACGCCGGUGAUCCGGUUGGCGGCCGUCGACCCCGACGACGGGCCGUACGGCAGCGUCGACUACACCAUCAUCAACAAACUCGCCGACGAGACUUUUGCCAUCGACGUCGACGGGCAGAUCGUCACCACGCAACCGCUGGACAGAGAGAACCCGGCCCAGAGGGUCAUCGCCAUCAAAGUGAUGGCGAAGGACGGCGGCGGGAGAGUGGCCUUUUGCACGGUCAAGAUUAUCCUCACGGACGAGAACGACAACGUUCCUCAGUUCAAGGCGUCGGAGUACCAGGUCUCCAUUCAGUCCACCGUCAACAAAGGCUCGCCCGUGAUCCAGAUCGUGGCGUACGACGCGGACGACGGCAAAAACGCCGACGUCACCUACACGGUGGACGAAGCCGGCGAGGUGGCCGACGACGUCAUCGAGAUCAACCCGUUCACCGGCGUCGUGAGCGUCAAAGAGAGUCUCGUCGGCAUGGAGAACAAGAUCUUCAACUUCAGGGUGAAAGCUCGCGACGGCAGCGUUCCCUUCUACAACUCCACCGUGCCCGUCCAGGUCAGAGUGGUUCCCCCCGAGGUUCCUCUUCCCAAGUUCUCCGAGCCCCUCUACAGCUUCUCGGCCGCGGAGGACGCCGCCGUCGGCACGGAGGUGGGCUCGGUGAGGGCCGACUCCAAAACGCCCCUCAUCUACAGCCUGGUGAACGGCAACACGGUAGAGAGCAACCGGGACAAAGUGUUCAGCCUGGACAAGGAGAGCGGAACCUUGCUGCUGCAGAAGGCCAUCGACCACGAGAAGACCAGGUGGUACCAGAUCGACGUGCUCGCCCGAGGGAGCCACAACGGGACCGACGUGGCGUCCUUGGUGUCCAUCAGCAUCCAGGUCCAGGACGUGAACGACAACCAGCCGCUGUUUGAGGCCAACCCGUACAGGGCCUUCCUGGCCGAGAACAUGCCCGCCGGAACCACCGUUAUCCAGGUGACCGCCAACGACCCGGACACGGACAUGAACGGCCGCGUGACCUACACCUUGGAGUCUCCGCCUGACGACCCCGCGGCGGCGGGCGCCACCGAGGUGUUCUCCAUCGACGGCGACAGCGGCUGGAUCACCACCGUGCGGCCGACGGACUGCGAGGCCACCAGGUUCUACCGCUUCGUCGUGGUCGCCACGGACCACGGCGGCGACGUCAAGCUGUCGUCCAGCGUCCAGGUGGAGGUGACCGUCACGGACGAGAACGACAACCCGCCCCAGUUCUCCCACGCCGCGUACCGCGGCUCCGUGGUGGAGAACAGCAGCCCCGGAGACGUGAUCGUCUCCAUGACGACCACGGACGCCGACGUGUCGCUGAAGAACCGCCUGGUGACGUGUUACAUCACAGACGGCGACCCUCUGGGCCAGUUCGCCAUCAUCCAGGAGGACGAGGGCGAGUGGGGCCUGAUCGUGAAGGAGGCUCUGGACCGCGAGGCCAGGGACCGCUACACGCUCAAGGUCACGGCCACCGACGGCAAGUCGGAGGCGCCGGUCACCGUGGACAUCCACGUCCUGGACAUCAACGACAACACUCCCACCUGUGACCAGCUGCUGUACGCCGGCGCGGUGAUGGAGAACUCGCCCUCCGGCACCUUCGUGCUGAAGGUCGCGGCCUCGGACCCGGACGCCGGGGCCAACGGGCAGAUCUCCUUCAGCCUGCACGGCAACGACGCCGACAAGUUCCAUCUCGACCACCGCACAGGUGAGCUGUUCACCCUGGCCGCGUUGGACCGUGAAGCGGAGGCGGAGCACACCGUGGUGGCGAAGGCGACGGACGGCGGCGGGCGCUCGUGCCACGCCGACGUCCGCCUGACGGUGCAGGACGCCAACGACAACGCGCCCCGCUUCUCCUCCGGCCGCUACGAGGUCACCGUGUUCGACAACACCACCGUCAGGACGCCCGUCGCCGUCUUGUACGCCCGGGACCCGGACGCCGGUGUAAACGCGGAGGUGAAGUACUCCCUGCUGGCGGGCGACGGCGGCUACUUCUCCCUGGAGGAGUUCUCUGGGAUCCUGCGGCUGGAGCGACCUCUGACCUCCGAGGCUCCGCCCACCUUCGAGCUGAAGGUGAAGGCCGCCGACCGCGGUCUGCCCCGUCACCUCUACUCCGUCGCCACGGUGACGGUGGAAGUGGUCUCCAUGGACGACUACAAGCCCGUCUUCCCGAGCUCGGAGUACGCCGCCCGCGUCCCGGAAUCCCUGGCGGUCGGGUCGCCGGUGCUGAGCGUCUCCGCCCUGACGGAGGAGGACGGCGGGGGGGCGGAGCCCGUCGUCUACCGGAUCGCGUCCGGCAACGAGGACGGGCGCUUCCAGCUGGACUCGCGGACAGGCCUGCUGACCCUCGUGGCGCCGCUGGACUUCGAGGCGUCCCGGGGGUUCGUCCUCUCGGUGGAGGGGAGCCGCGGCCGCUCGGCGCUCAGCGACCUCGCCACCGUCGCCAUCGCCGUGACGGACGUGAACGACAACGCGCCGCUGUUCCCACGAGGAGACUACAGCGCCGAGGUCCCCGAGGACCUGAGGCCCGGGAGCCUGGUGCUGAAGGUCACAGCCACUGACCCUGACGGUCCCGUCAACAACCUGCUGCGUUACUCCAUCGUCAGCGGCGACGCUCUGCAGCAGUUCUCCAUCCACCCUCGAAACGGAGAGGUCACCGUGCGCACCGCGCUGGACCGGGAGGAGGUGCCUCACUACUCUCUGACGGUGCAGGCGGCGGAUGAAGGAGCUCCUCCUCUCUCCUCGGCCGUCCUCAUCAGCGUCACGGUCACCGACGUCAACGACCACGCGCCGGUCUUCUCCCAGGUCAACCACAGCCUGCUGCUGCAGGAGGGCGAGUCGGUGGGCAGCGGCAUCCUCCAGCUGGUGGUGACGGACCGGGACACGCCCAGGAACGGCCCCCCCUUCUCCAUCCACAUCGUCAGCGGCAACGAGGACCGGCGGUUCCAGGUGGACCAGGGCGGCCUGCUGUCGCUGUCCGCGCCGCUCCGGAAGAAGGUCAAGCCCCACCACCAGCUCAAGAUACAGGUGACGGACAGCGGCCUCCCGCCCCUCUCCUCCAUCUGCGUGGUCAACAUCGCCGUCAGCGAGCAGAGCCGGUACCCCCCCUCCGCGGCGCCCCUGGAGGUCUUCAUCACCACCUCCGGCGGGCCGUUUGCCGGCCGGGUCGUGGGCCGGCUCCACGCCUCGGACCAGGACCCGCAGGACGUCCUGAGCUACGCGCUGGAGGCGGGCGGCGCCGGCCGGUUCUCCGUCGACCGCGCCGACGGCAAAAUCUGGACGGACGGGGACCUGGAGGAGGGCUCGUACUCGCUGAACGUCAGCGUGUCGGACGGGAGGUUCGUGGUCUGGACCGGCGUCCGGGUCCACGUGUGGGCGGCGGCCCAGCGGGCGCUGGACGGCGGCGUGACGCUGCGGCUGGCCGGGCCGACGCCCGAGGAGUUCCUGGCCGACCACUGGAGGGCGCUGCAGCGCGGCCUGGGCCAGGCGCUGGGCCUCCCCCGCCAGGAGCUGCAGCUGGCCAGCCUGCAGCGGGCGGCCGGCGCCCCGGGCCUGGAGGCGCUGCUGGUCCGGAGAACCCCGGGGGGCGGAGCCCCGGCGCUGCCCACCAAUCGGCUCGCAGGCAUCGUGUCGGACCUGGAGGACUCUCUGGGCCUCAGCAUCCUCCACCUGAGCCACAACGGCUGCCUGGGCGCCGGCUGCCCGCCGCGCGGCUGCAGGAACGCCGUCCGGCUGGCGGCGGAGGGACUGAGCCACUUCGCCACCGCCAGAGCCGGUUACAUCACCCCACGGCACGCCUGGGAGAGCGUGUGCCCGUGUAACGAGUCGGCCCUGAGGCUCGACGGCGCUCCUUCGUACCUGAAGUUCCUCCACCAGCUGGACGAGGACCAGCAGGACUUCAGGCUGUCGCUGCGGUUCAGGACGGUGCAGCGCCAGGGCCUCAUCGUGGCCACCAACGGCUCCACCGCAUGGGGGGCGCUGCAGCUGACCGACGGCGAGCUGCACUUCCGGUUCGGCUGCGGCGCCGCGGCGCCCGGCUCGCUGCUCGUCACGUCCGACCCGGUGUCCGACGGCCGGUGGCACGCCGUCCUGCUGGAGGUCAACGGCAGCGCCCUGCGGCUGACCCUGGACCGGCGGCGCCCGGCCUCCGUCCCGCUGGCGGAGCCGUGCCGGAUGCUGCGCCCGCACGGCGCUCUGCUCUUCGGGGCCUCCGGGGCCCCGGGGCUCCGGCCGCGUCCGGGGGGCUUCGCCGGCUGCCUGGAGGCCCUGGAGUUCAACGGGGAGCCAAUCAGAGCGGGCGACGCGGCGGAGUGGCCCGGGGCGACGGGGCGCAGGCGGGUGUUCGGGGUGUACCAAUGCUGCGGCAGGGCGGGGGGGUGCGACGACCGGCCGUGCCACAACGGAGGCGUCUGUGAGGACGCCGGCAGCGCAGAGCCGCGCUGCAGGUGUGCGGGACUCUUCCACGGCGCCCGCUGCGAGCUGCUCGACAACCCGUGCGCCUCGCGGCCGUGCGCCCGGGACCGCGAGUGCGUGCCCAAACCUCAAGGUUACAUGUGCAACUGCAAGCCGGACAACACGGACACACGGUGUCACAAUAAAACGGAGUGUUGGCCCAAUCCGUGUCCCGGAGGCUUCGAUUGUAAAGUCACUGCCGGCUCCAUCCACUGCAACCCGCUGCCAGUGGUGUCUCCGGUCAUCGGCUACGUGGAGAUCAUGGAGAUCAGCGCCAGCGUGCUCGGCUUGCUCUUCCUGGUCGGCGCCUUCGUUUGCAUCCGGAAGCGCUACGUCCAGCAGAAGAAGAAGAAGCCCGUCUGCGUGCAGGACUCCAACGGCUACUUCCAGCCCGGUCUGACCAAGGGCUGGAAGUCCAGCCACCAGGAGGCCACCGCGUUGGAGAUGAGCUCGCUGGGCGACGACCUCGACCACACGCCCUUCAGGUCGCUGCGGCCCCGCAGCCAGAUCGCGUCGUCGGGAGGCGGGGCUUCCUCUCCGAAGAUGCAGAGGCCCGUCGUGUGCAGCGUCGCCCCCAACCUCCCGGCCAGGCCGCCGUCCGGCUCCGACAACGACUCCAUCAGGAAGAGCCAGUGGGACCAGGGCUACGAAGUCUACCCGGCCGACCCGGACUACUACGGCCGCUCGGCGGUGCAGGACUUCCCCCAGUUUGACAUCGUGGAGGCGUCCUCCGCCGACUCCACCGUGGACUCACGCCGCAACUCUCGGUUCGGCGGCUUCCCGUUCCCGCUGGACCACUGCGCGGACCGCCGGGCGCCGCUGCCGCCGUGCUACAGCAACCAGAACCUGGACGACUUCCUGGGGCCCGACGGGCUCCCGCUGCCCAGGGCGCAAUGCCCCGACGAGUACACCGCCAUCAGCUACUACCCCACGCGGCACGCCCGCGGCCCGGAGCCCGGCUACAAGAGGCUGAGCAUGCGGCUGAGCGUGGCCGCGCCGUCGUACGCCGAGCCGCCCGGCCCGCCGCCGCCGCCACCGCCACCGCCGCCGCCGCCGGUCCCGCCACCGCCUCAGAAACCGAACGGCGCCCAGCCUCAGGUGAGGCGGGCGGGGCCGGACCCGAGCAGCUACGGCGGCUCCAGCCCGGUGGAGAGCGACUACGGCAGCUCUGAGGAGGUGAUGUUCUGAGGGGCGCGCGGCUUUUAUUUUACUUUUUGGGGGAUGACUCACUUCCUGUCGGCGCCGCGAGUCCACGCCACGGCGGAUAAAGGCGUCCGGAUGGAGACGGGGGGUUACUCGCCGCUCCUCGGGGGGGAAGGAGAGCAGACGUUCAUCCUUUCUUUUUUUUCUGACUGAGAGACGACGGCGAGGCGCUCGGUAAAAGAAGACGAGGAACAAUCCCCGAGAGGCCGAUGACGAACUUUCGCCGAAAAGGUAAACGCCGUUUAUCGUUUAUCGUUGGCGUCCUCGCCGCGUGUUCGUCGUUCCUCGGCCACGGGGAGAGGAACGUGUCGUUGGAUAUAAUCAGCUGACGUUGCUGUUGUCAACAAGGCGAGGGCCGGAUCCUCGCCAACACGUCAACACGUUGGUCGUGUUUUAAACUUUUGAGUGUUUACUUCCUGUUAUCUGUGUGUUUUAAGUCUCAGCGCCUCCUGCUGGAUGACAGUAUUAUUGUUUUGGGAGCGGCUCUGCAGUGCCCCCCCCCCCCCCUUCCCCUCCGUCCACGCAGCCAUUUUAUAUGGUGGAAAUAUGCAAAUGUUGUUUAGGGUCCAGAGCUCGUUGUUGUGCUUCAUUCAAAAGAGUAAACAACAACUAAAAAAAAUGCUAAGAACCACAAAUAAAUAUCGUUUUAAUAUCGUCGACAUUUCCUUCACACGAUGAACUUAGAGCGACAAAUAUAUCGUAAAAAUGGCUUUUAAGCAAAUAGUUUCAUUUCAGCUCUUAACUUUUUGUUUUUCUGUAAUUAAGUAAAUAAAUAAAUCUUUCCGUCUGUAUUUAAAUUUAAUGUUUUUCAUCACAUAAAGAUUUAAACCUUCCAUCUUGUGAUUUGAAUGUCCUGGAUGAAUAAUUUGGGUCCUAAACGUUAAACUACUGACAGAUUUACAUCAGAAAGUCAACAGUUUAUAUUGUGUGAGUAAGAAAUUACAUUUGUUUGUUUUGUAUUUGUUAAAUAUCAGAAUGUUGUUAAAGGUCAAAAGUUCGUCUUCAAAUGAUCACAUAUACUAAAAACCAUCUUCAUCGUCGUUGUCUUCAUCGUCGUCUUCACUUCCUUCAGAUUCUGUAACUUAUUAAUUGUGAGAUCUGAGGACGUGUCAGUGAAUCCGAUUGUUGUUGUUGUUGUUGUUGUGUUCCUGAAGACCUGUCGUAACCUGGCGCCCUGUGCAGCUGUCUGUGUCGUUGUGUCCAUGAAGUUUAUUUUGUAUGAUGUGGGCCGUCCCGCGUCGCUUGUUGUUUCUCUGUGAGAGAUUUUAUUAAGAUUCCGUCUUUCUGUUGUUGUUGUUGUGGUUUUGUGUUUGGAUAUUGUAAACAGAGUAUGAAUAAAGGUUUUAUCUUCUACCAACGA